Suillus discolor is the source of this 559-nucleotide messenger RNA. RefSeq lists its product as uncharacterized. The transcript has a single exon. Bases 179 to 445 code for a protein of 88 amino acids. The record is from RefSeq and is a predicted model, not a curated record. NCBI's taxonomy places the organism in Eukaryota, Fungi, Basidiomycota, Agaricomycetes, Boletales, Suillaceae.
ACUCGCGCAGAUCAUGAGUUGCCACGUCGGCCUGAAAUCGUGAGCAUCCCUAAUUCACAUCAAUCAUGAAUGAUACAACUGACAAGAAUCCGCAGAUUCUUAUUUUAGUUCGGACAGCUUCAAGGAAGCAGAGCGCGUUCGAUUCAACAAACCAGAGAACACGAGCGAUUAUCUCGCGAUGUUGACUCACCCUGGAGUACCUCUUCAUCACCUAGAUCUGAAACAAAAUUGUAUUUGCGCCAUUCAACGAAACAUCUCGGUAGAAAAAGGACUGGUCAGAAAUGCUCUCGUGCAUGUCACCACACUCCACCGUCGAUUCGUCGAAAUCCAACUUCUCAAUACACACGAAAGCCACUGCAUCCCACGCAUCAACGUCUCAUUCCAUCCACACCGUUCUUCGUGGACAGUAAGCAGAAGGACUGACGCUGGCACACACAGUACUUGACCUGCGGACGGAUACAUUUGCUCACGGCUAAUUAUAUGCGGCGUUGUCCAGAGUGAGGGCACGAAGAGAUAUGCUGUGUUUAUUCGCAGAGACGAACGAAGAACAGGACUGUGC